Vigna angularis (adzuki bean) is the source of this 4360-nucleotide messenger RNA. RefSeq names its product disease resistance protein Roq1. Gene Ontology annotation, molecular function: ADP binding; ATP hydrolysis activity. Lineage: Eukaryota; Viridiplantae; Streptophyta; Magnoliopsida; Fabales; Fabaceae. Gene Ontology annotation, biological process: defense response; signal transduction. The transcript is spliced from 7 exons. The coding region runs from base 86 to 4360 and encodes 1424 amino acids. The record is from RefSeq and is a predicted model, not a curated record.
AGCUAUAGCAAAAUACCCUUCUCUUAAUAACUAGUUUAUCAACCUCUUCACAUAACCACAUUCCAUAGUUGUUUUGUCAAUUGUCAUGGUACAAAUGGAACUAUCUUCUUCUCUUCGUAACUACACACACAGUUAUGAUGUCUUUCUUAGUUUUCGUGGUGUAGAUACAAGAACUGGUUUUACUGGUCAUCUCUAUAGUGCUUUGUGUCAAAGGGGAAUCCUGACCUUCAUGGAUGAUGAUGCUUUGAGCAAAGGGGAAGAGAUUACGCCUUCCCUUCUCAAUGCAAUAAGAAAAUGUAGGAUAGCCAUAGUUAUUUUCUCUAAAAACUAUGCAUCCUCUACAUUUUGCUUAAAUGAACUGGUCCAAAUCCUUGCCUGUCAUACUUCCAAAGAAAAUACAUGGAUUUGGCCAGUUUUUUAUGAUGUAGAUCCAUCAGAAGUGCGUCAUCAAACAGGGAGUUAUGCAGAAGCAUUUGAAAAAUAUGAACAAGAAAGAUUCAAGAAUGACCAAGAGAAGGUUCAAAAGUGGAGGUUGGCUUUGCAUCAAGCAGCUGAUUUUUCUGGCUGGCAUUUCAAACAUGGGGGAGAAUAUGAGCAUGUGAUCAUUAAAAGAAUCCUGGAAAAGAUCUCCUGUAAGAUUAAUCGACCUCUCUUGCAAAUAGCUGAUUAUCCCGUUGGAUUGGAAGCAAGGAUGAGAUAUGUAUUAUCACUAAUGAAUGCUGAAUUUGAUACCAAAGUCAAGAUGCUUGGGAUUCAUGGUAUUGGAGGAAUAGGAAAAUCAACUCUUGCACGCGCAAUAUAUAACUUGAUAGCUCAUCAAUUUGAACAUUCAUGUUUUCUUGCUAAUGUUAGAGAAAAGUCAUUAACUAGGCAUGGCCUUGUGCAGAUCCAAGAAACAAUGCUUUCAGAAUUAGCAGGGGAGAGAAAUAUCAAGUUGGGGGAUGUGAAUCAAGGAAUUCCAAUAUUAAAAGAAAGACUCCAUCAAAAGAGUGUCCUUCUUAUUCUUGAUGACAUUGACAAAAGGGAACAAUUACAAGCAACUGCAGGUGGACUUGAUUGGUUUGGUAUAGGCAGCAUGGUCAUCAUCACAACAAGAGAUAAACAUUUGUUAGAUAUUCAUGGUGUUGAAAAACAGUAUGAGGUUGAUAUUUUCAAUGUUACGGAAGCUAUGAAAUUGUUUCGGUGGAAUGCGUUAAGAAACAAAGUAGUUGAUCCAAGUUGCACAGAAAUCAUAAAGCGUGCAAUAUACUAUACUGGUGGUCUUCCAUUGGCUUUGGAAACAAUAGGCUCAAACUUGUUAGGUAAAACAUUAGAUGAAUGGAAAUCUGCAUUGGAUGCAUAUGAAAAAUUUCCAAGUAGAGGUAUUCAAGAAAUUCUUCAAGUAAGCUAUGAUGGCUUGGAGGAAAAUGAGAAGGAUAUUUUUCUAGACAUAGCUUGCUUCUUCAAAGGAUGCACUGUGAAAAAAGUUACAGAUAUGCUAAAUGCUUGUGGCUUUCAUGCAGAAUAUGGAAUUAGUGUUCUGCGAAAUAAAUCACUCGUUAACAUUUUGAUGUCUGGUGAACAUGAUGGUGAAAUUGUGACAAUGCAUGACUUGAUUCAAUGUAUGGGAAAAGAAAUAGUUAGACAGCAAUCAACCUUACCUGAAAAACGCAGGAGGUUGUGGUUUUAUCAAGACAUCUCUUGUGUUUUGGAGAAAAACAUGGAAAAUGAUGAAAUUCUAGCAAUGUUGUUGGAUAUGCCAAAGGAUGAAGAAGUUCAAUGGAAUGGAGAGGUGUUCGGAAAAUUGAAAAAUCUAAGGAUGCUUAUAAAGAAGAACGGUCCCUUUCAAAGUAGCCCCAAACAUUUUCCAAACAGUUUGAGAGUGUUGGAAUGGAUGGGAUAUCCUGUUACUUCUUUACCAUCUAAUGUUGCUUCAAAGAAUCUUGUUAUUCUCAAUUUAUCUUACAGUUUCUUUCGGUGGGACAAGCCACUUCAGAAAUCAAAGGUUUUGAGUCAGCUGAUCUUCACAGGUUGUAAGAACAUAAGGGAAAUACCUGAUGUGUCUGGUUCCCCAAAUUUGACAGAAUUGUGUGUUGAUGAUUGCAUGAAUUUGAUUCAGAUUGAUGAUUCUGUGGGAUUUCUUGAUAAGUUGCUGAGGUUUAGUGCUAAAGGAUGUACCAAGCUGAGGAUUGUUCCACAUGGCAUAAAGUUGACGUCUCUGGAAUAUCUUUGCCUUCGAGACUGCAGAAGUCUUGCUGUUUUUCCAGAAAUAUUGGCCCCAAUGGAGAAACUAAAAUUUGUUGACUUGGAGGGAACUGCAAUAGAAAAUCUGCCUCUUUCAUUCAACAAUCUUAAAGGCCUUCAAAGCAUACAUCUUAAUAGAUGCAAAAGGCUUGAAAAUAAUGCACUAUCAAACAUCAUUCAAAUGUUGCCAAACUUCUUUCCCUUUUUGAAGACAUUGAGAUUACGAAACUCAAAUUUGUCAAUCCUUCCUGAGUGCAUUCAAGAAUGUCACUUCUUAGAACUACUAGACUUAUGUUAUUGCAAGCAACUUCGAGAAAUUAGAGGGCUUCCACCAAACAUAGAUGAUUUCUUGGCGUAUAACUGCAAGUCGCUGGAAGCACAUUCCUCAACUUUAAACAGUUUACUGAGCCGGGCAAUUGAUUCUAGUACAAGAAAAUUCUAUGUUUUGCCGGGAGAAAGGGUCCCGGAAUGGUUUGACCACUCUACCAAGGGAAACUCUCUAUGUUUCUGGUUUCGGAGGGAUUUCCCCUCUAUCACCGUGUGUGCCAUUUUAGGAGUUUUGGAUAACAUAGAAGGACCUUUCUUUGUGAAGUUUAAUUUUUUUGUUACAAUCAAUGAUAUUGAAAUACCUUUCCUCUUUGAUUUCAACUACAUUUUAGAUACUGACCAUAUGUUUAUGUUCAAUAAUUUUACGUAUCCAAUGAAAUUGGAUUGUGGAGGACUAGUUUCAGAGAAUGAGUGGAGUUAUGGGGAGGUUUUAUUUGUGAUACCACCCAAUUCAGGUAGUUCAGGAUCAAUCAAAUCGAGUGGAGUUUAUGUAAACCGAACAUGUACAACAACAAUGGAGAAUGUUAGAUUCUCAAAUCCUUAUCCUCCCAAUACUACAUUUCCUACCGACCAUGGUACAAGAAAUCAGCUUGAUAUACAACAAGAUUCAUUUGACCCUGUCGUCUCUAUGCACACCAGAAUGUUAGACAAAUUGGCUUACCUUAGCACCCGACAAUGGCGUCGCCCUUUCAUGUAUCCAGAGUGGAAAGAACCUUUGGAUAAUGUUUUGAGCCCCAACUUGAGCGAAAGUGACUUGUCUGAUGUCAUAGGUCAAGUAGAGGAAAUCUCAAGUGACCUGUCUGAUGUCAUAGGUCAAAUAGAGGAAAUCUCAAGUGAAAUGGAGGAAGUUCCCCUCCAUAAUCCUUAUCCUUCCGAAACUGUACAUGACUCCCACUGCAGCACUUGCCAUGAAAAUGAAGUGUUCAGAAAACUAGUCGACUGUAGAAUUAAAAGCUCAAGGAGCAAUCUACACUUGGGAACUAGUUCCACUGUGUUUCCAACAAAAAAUGAGCCCUCCGUAAGGAAUCAAAUUGAACAAACUCAAGAGGAUCAUGAAGAAAUGGACACAUUUUAUGCUUCUCUAGGUGCUAAGAGUCAUGUUUCACAUUCCCGUCAUAAAACAGCAACCAAUGUUCUGAGCAAAAUGACCAGGGAAGCUUUGAAAAUAGUAGAAGACUUCAUCUCAGAUGAUGCUUUGGUUUUGUUGCAUCCUGAACGAUUCAGUAUUGUGAAAAACAGCUUAGCAUACCUCUCCACUUUGUCUGCAGAUGAUGGAAUGUCAAUAGCAAUGGAAGCACUGAUAUCAGAAGCUUUAGGGAAGUUCACUCAUUGGAGGAGAGAUUACACUGAAGCAAGUAUGAAAAUAGAGACCACAGCAUCCGAACUGCAGAGAGCUGAUGAAUUAGAAGCAGGUUUGGAAAGUAACAAGAACCAGUAUGUGGAAGUCAUGGCCUUAGAAAAUGAGCUGCACCAAAAGUUAUCCUGGAUGGAGAAAAGAAAAGAAAGUCUAGAAGAGGAAAUCAAGGCCAUUGAAGCUAACAUCGCUGCUUCUGAAAUAGAAAAGGGCAUGAUCCAUCAGAGAAAGAGAAAUAUCUUUGAGGAGGGCAAGACACUUAAAACCCAGAGGGAUGAGUUGAUGGAAAAAUCGCCUUAUUUGCAACAAGAGCAUAGUUUGGCAAUGGAAAAACAAACAAGAAUCAAAGUUGAAUGGUCAGAAUUUAGAAAAAAAUUUAGAAAGGUGACUGCAAAGUGUUAUGCACCUUGUGUGAGAAGGCUUUUGUCUUUGUCAUGGUUCUUGUUGUUGCUGUAG